This is a messenger RNA of Galendromus occidentalis (western predatory mite), 924 nucleotides long. RefSeq lists its product as uncharacterized. The coding region runs from base 1 to 924 and encodes 307 amino acids. Gene Ontology annotation, molecular function: RNA polymerase II cis-regulatory region sequence-specific DNA binding; DNA-binding transcription factor activity, RNA polymerase II-specific. NCBI's taxonomy places the organism in Eukaryota, Metazoa, Arthropoda, Arachnida, Mesostigmata, Phytoseiidae. The transcript is spliced from 2 exons. Gene Ontology annotation, biological process: regulation of transcription by RNA polymerase II. Gene Ontology annotation, cellular component: nucleus. The record is from RefSeq and is a predicted model, not a curated record.
AUGAACUCGACAGCUUCGAAGAGGAAUUCGGUCUCUCCUCCCAACUGGGAACAAUCGUCGGAAGAAGACCAACCACUGGAUUUCAGCCGGUCGACGUCAGACGACCAUGCUGAGUCGAAACUGACCAACGGUAAAACCCCGAACUCAGUGACUUCGACCCAAAGCUCGGAGGAAGCGUGCUCGACCGCGAGGAUGUUCCUGCAGUCGACUUCGCCGCGCGGAAACAUAUCGCCUCAAACAGCCUCAUCGGAUAUCUCAGACGCCGAGCCGUCCGAUGUCGCCGCGAGUUUGCCGUCCAAUUUCAUGUUCGCAAGAUCCACGCUCCCUCCGACACUGUCGCCUUCGGAACUUCUACCGGGACACGACAUUCUGAACCCGGCUUUCAAUCCUCUGUAUCAAUUCGCCUAUCGGCCCGCACUUCCCCAAUUGGACGCAACGCUGCUCCGAGGCAACGGUGGUUUCCUCGAUCCGGAAUACCUGCGUUUCCGCCAACAGGCCCUCUCCCAACGUAUUCAACAGUUGGGACGCCGGAAACUCGGUAGGGUUAGCCCGUCGCCGCCACCGAACACGAUCAGCCCGCCAGAAAUUACACGUGAGAUGUCCGAGCACUCAAAUGACUCGCAACACAUCUCCACGUCGAGUUCCACCCCGGGAUCGGUUACCCCUACCAGAGGCCAAACGGCGGGUCGACGCCGGGGCAAGGCUUAUCCCGAAGAGAAGAAAGACGCCGCCUACUACGAGCGUCGUAGAAAGAAUAACGAGGCUGCCAAGAGAUCGAGGGACGCCCGAAGAGCCAAAGAAGACGAAACCGCAAUCAGGGCAGCUUUCCUAGAAGAGGAAAAUCUCAAACUCAGGGUCGCCAAUGCUGCCCUGGAAACCGAACUACAGAAACUACGAUGUAUAGUCUACGCACGAGCUGACUGA